AUGGUCGUGUAUUGCUGUGUUGAUGUAUGCUUUAAUCGACUAGAGUAUGGUAGCAAAAUUCAUUUUUUUUCAUUUCCAUUGAAGAAUGAAUUUCGAACAACAGAAUGGAUGAAAGCAAUCAACCGCAAAGGUUUUAAACCAUCAGCAUCAAGUAGGAUAUGCAGUGAUCAUUUUACGUUAAAUGAUUUUGAAAAUUCUCCAGGUGGAAGCUAUCACCUUUAUUUGACAGACAAAUCAUGUCCUUCCAUAUUUCCUAUAACAUUUGAUGAAUCGCAUAAGAAAAAAAAUAAAUCAACUUUUACAGAAGAAUCUACAUGUUCUCAAAAUGUUGAUUGUAUCUUAGGUAUAGAAGUAUCUGAAAAUGCUCCAGUACAUGAUAAUGAAAUUACUAUUUCACGGGAUAACUUGCUUAUCAAAAAUUCGAAGAACUUUAUUUUAUACUUCACCUAG
Molecule: messenger RNA, 450 nt
Organism: Macrosiphum euphorbiae (potato aphid)
Lineage: Eukaryota; Metazoa; Arthropoda; Insecta; Hemiptera; Aphididae
Source: the annotation of a GenBank genome assembly